AUGGCGAUUUACAAUGCCCUUACUGGUGAUUUCUAUCAAGAUUUCGAUUACCCUCCUGUUGCUCGACCUGGUGCAGACUGGCACUAUGGUGAAGGUGUUGAUUGGGCUGGCAAGGUGACCGCCAAGGUCAGUGGCAAGUCCCUAGAGGAGUUCAUGCAAGAAAGCAUAUGGACGCUGCUCGGCAUGUCGAACACAACCUUCCACCCUGAGUCGAGAUCUUCGUUCCCCAGACUCGGGAUGGGAUUCUGUGCUGAUGGACCGGGAAGUAAGCUAGUCGAGCAGCAAACAGACUUCUUAACCAUCCCUGUCAAAGACGAAAUGGGAGGCGCUGGUCUGUUCUGGAAUGCUAAGGACUACGCCAAAUUGCUCGGUGCAUGGUAA
This is a messenger RNA of Aureobasidium melanogenum CBS 110374, 381 nucleotides long. RefSeq names its product beta-lactamase/transpeptidase-like protein. The record is from RefSeq and is a predicted model, not a curated record. The transcript is spliced from 2 exons. Lineage: Eukaryota; Fungi; Ascomycota; Dothideomycetes; Dothideales; Saccotheciaceae. Bases 1 to 381 code for a protein of 126 amino acids.